Pseudonaja textilis is the source of this 3280-nucleotide messenger RNA. The record is from RefSeq and is a predicted model, not a curated record. NCBI's taxonomy places the organism in Eukaryota, Metazoa, Chordata, Lepidosauria, Squamata, Elapidae.
AUGGUAUUUUUUGGCUACAUGGUGGCUAGUGUAACAUUUGGGAUGCUUGCAGAUAAAUUUGGUCGUUGUAAGGUUUUAUGCAUCUCUUUUGCAUGGGGAGCCUAUUUCUCUUUGCUGACAUCGUUUGCUCCUUCGUACAUCUGGUUUGUCUUUCUCCGAGCCCUCGUAGGAUGUGGCGUAGCAGGUCAUUCACAAGGGCUUAUAAUAAAAACAGAAUUUUUACCCACAAAAUACCGUGGUUAUAUUUUGCCUUUAUCACAGGUAUUUUGGUUGUCAGGCUCCUUAUUAAUUAUUGGACUGGCAUCAGUUGUUAACUCAACUCUUGGGUGGCGGUGGCUGAUCCGAAUUGCUUCUAUUCCUGGCAUUCUACUUCUCCUUGCAUUUAAGUUUAUCCCAGAGUCUGCUCGAUAUAACGUAUCUUCUGGAAAUGAUAAAGCAGCCCUUGCUACUCUCAAAUGGAUUGCUAAAAUGAACCAUUCUGUUAUCCCUGAAGGAAAGUUGGUAGAAACUGUUGAAGAAAAACGAGGUAGAUUCAAAGACCUAUUUGAUCCCAAAUACUUACGGACAUCUUUGCAAAUAUGGAUUAUAUGGCUUGGAAUUUCUUUUGCUUAUUAUGGUGUCAUCCUGGCCAGUGCAGAAUUACUGGAGAAGGAUCUAGUUUGUUCAAGAGGAGGAGGAUCAGCUGUAGAGGCAGAGCUAGGCCAUACUCAGGAGGAGUUUCAGAGCCCUUGUCUUUGCCAUACCUUUGCACCAUCUGAUUACCAGAUCAUGUUCAUCAGCACAGUAGGAGAAAUUGCAUUAAAUCCCUUAAAUAUUCUUGGCAUCAAUUUCCUGGGAAGACGAGUGAGCUUGACAAUAACAAUGGGAUGCACUGCUGUUUUCUUUCUUCUCCUCAAUAUAUGCACCACAAUUACUGGUCUUAUUGGUUUCCUCUUUAUGCUGCGGGCUUUUGUGGCUGCAAAUUUCAAUACUAUCUAUAUUUACACAGCGGAGGUUUAUCCUACCACCAUGAGAGCCAUGGGAUUAGGGACCAGUGGCUCCCUAUGCCGUAUAGGUGCUAUGGUAGCACCUUUUAUAGCACAAGUACUUAUGAAUGCUUCUUUCAUGGGGGCACUGUGCCUUUUUGCCUUGGUUUGCAUUGUGUGUGCUAUCUCUGCGUUCACUCUACCAAUAGAGACCAAAGGGAGAUCACUUCAGGUGGGUAAUUCGUCUUGCUUCUGAAUAGAAGGUUCCCCAAAAAACUCCCAAUUCAAUUCCAUUACCAAAUAUAAAGCCCGUGUCAGAUUUAUUUUAGGAAGUGAACUUACUUUAAAAAAAAAGACCCUCACAAAGAACUUCAACUUUUGUAUCUGAAAUGAACUAGGGCAUGAACCCUAAAAACAAAUGGCUAACAACUUGAUACUGAAGAUUCAAAAGCAAAUGCAGAUACAGGCACUUCUCAACUUACAAUCACAAUGGGUCUAAUUGAACUAAGUGAUGCAGUUAUUGAAUCAUAUGCAAUUUUAGAACUUUUUUUUGCCACAGUUGUUUCCCGAUUGUUAAAUGAAUUCCGCUUUCCCCAUUGUCUUUGCUUGCUGGAAGCUGGCAGGGAAGGUCGCAAAUGGCAAUCACAUGAACCUGAGACACUGCAACCACCAUACACGUUGACAAGUGUCUAAAUUUUGACCAAAUGACUGUAAGGUUACUACAAAAAUUAUAAAUGGGGGACCGGUCAUAAGUCACUUUUUUUCAUCACUGUUAUAACUUCAAACAGUGUUAUUUGAAUAGUUGUGAUUUGGGGACUAUCUGUAUGUAACUAUUAGGCAAAUCCAGGUGCUUAUUUGGAUCUCACAUAGCUAGUUUGGAUCUCCUUGUAUAUUCAUAGAAAGGCAUAUUUUUAAGCACCAAGGUGAGUACUAGUAGAGACUUAUAGGCAGUUCUCAAGGUAUGAUAGGGCAUUUAAUGACUAGCAUCAUAUCAGAUAUCCAGAGCUCAGGAAGUCAGACUGGGAAAGCCAGUCCACUGCUGGGCCACGUGGCACAAUCAAGAAAAAAUACUGGCAGUUUUACUUUCUCACCUUCUAUGGGGUUACUAAUGCUGGCAUAAAGCUGGAAAAGCAGAGCAUAGCAGGAAAGCAAAAUGGAAAGGAUUUCUUAUUAGUUGUGCCACAUGGCCCAGCAAUGAAGUGGCCUUCUCUACUCUUGAACUUCCUGAGCUGUGAGUAUUUUCAAAAGAUAAGUGUGCAAUUAUGACAUAGUGGGAUAGGAAUGCCCAUGGGUCAGGAAGCAAAGCUGGGAUAUCUCAGAAGGUGAGAAGCUUUGGGAGGCUCAAUGCAGGUAGCCUGUGCCUGUACUAGGUGCCUCAGUCUUUUCCACCUGAGUCACUGAAUGCUCUACUUAACGACCCACACAUUCAUUUAACAAAUGCAAUGGGGAGAAUAGGGAUGUGGGGGGGGUGAUUAAUGAUGUGGUUCAUUUAAUGUUUAUCUCAACUGUUGAUAGUGAUGGGCAGACUCUGUGAGUGUUGUAACUCAAGGAGUACCUGUAUAUUAUUACAUGUGGAGAAUGGGACCUGUAUUAAUAAAAUAGUACACUAUAUAAGUUACUGUAAAUAUUCUUUUUAAAUUAAGCGGAUGACUACAAUAAAGAGUUACAUUGCCAUCUAUGGACCCUAAUAAUGCAUAUAAACUCUAACCAAGUAAGGGAGUUUCAGGACAGAGAAAAAGAUACAUUGAUGGCCCCAUCUCUACUAUUCUGUAACAGGUUCUAAUGGAAAAACAUAAGCAAGGUUUCUAAUUGGAGGUUCAAUUGUUUCAUGAAGCUCUAAUUCAUCUGAUUGGGCCAAUAUGGCACAUCAACGGAGAUAGGUGUUUGUAACAUUUUGAGAUGGUGACAUCUAAAUUUAAUUUCUAUUCAGUUAAGUCACACACUAAAAGUCUUAAAUCUGAUUCAUCAGAGGACUAGCAACUGAGGUACACUAAUCAUACACCAAGGAGACAGGGUGGCACAGGGAUUAGGAUGCAGUAUUGCAGGCUAACUCUGCUCACAGCCAGUUCAAUCCUGACUGGCUCAAAUUCAAAUCACCUUCUAUCCUUCCAAGGUUGGUAAACUGAGAACCCCAAAUGUCUGGGGACACCAUGGAGCAGUAUAUAAAUCUAACUGCUAUUGCUAUCAUAAUCAAGCUAUCUUGUGAGGAAUGCUACAGAUAUCACCACAAAAAGGUAUCAUGAUGUAAAGUAGCUUAUGAAGAAUGAGAUAUACUGUAUUUUUUGGAGUAUAAGACGCUUGGAAGACACACCUAG